Messenger RNA from Paramacrobiotus metropolitanus, 5056 nucleotides. RefSeq names its product clustered mitochondria protein homolog. The record is from RefSeq and is a predicted model, not a curated record. The coding region runs from base 445 to 4599 and encodes 1384 amino acids. Gene Ontology annotation, molecular function: protein binding; mRNA binding. Gene Ontology annotation, biological process: intracellular distribution of mitochondria. Lineage: Eukaryota; Metazoa; Tardigrada; Eutardigrada; Parachela; Macrobiotidae. The transcript is spliced from 22 exons. Gene Ontology annotation, cellular component: cytoplasm.
CUGCACUGUGAUCGUAAUCAGCUGCUCUUGCAUCAUCGCUUUUGUGGUAAGGUUCUGAUCACGUGACGCGCAUUGGGCACCGUCUUUUAAUUAGCGAUCGGAGGAGUAUCUUGCGUGUAUGCAAUCGGAACAGCGUUUCGCAUGCUUCGGCAGCGGGGCUUGAAUUUUGAUGAUCUAUUUUUAUCACCGGGAGAGAUGUUAAGUAAACGCGGCCAAGAGUGCCCGUCUUGACGCAGACGAAUCACUCUUCUUUCGCCAUUUUCGCUGUCGUCUGCAGUGUGAGCUCGGCGCACUUUUCCUCGUGGGUUAGAGAGAGAUUUUUCUGAAUGUGGUGCGUGUUAUGUACGGUGGAUGUUGAUUGGCUCAGCGCGGGGAUUUGAGAAUAUAUUUAUUAUUUAAUCGGAAUUCCCAGCCGCAGUGUUUGUGGAUUGUUUGUCGUCCGCCAUGGUGCAUACCGUCGGUUUGCCGGAUGAUGCGCCAGCCAAGGAAUCUGCGAACCAUGCCGAUGGAUCUGUGGUAAAUAGCAGCGGUGAUAGCAAAGGCCUCUCGGUGGACAGCAUGACCAACGGCAGCCACGAUAAUCUGGCCGUGCCGCCGGAUGAGAGCUCAUCCCGUGAAUCUCCCGGUCCGCCCAACAGUGCCUCCAGUCCCACCCAGCCGCCGACGGCGACGUCGGUGUCCGACGCCAAUCUGCGGGAAAUUUCCCACUAUCUGCCGCUGUACGUGAUUCCUCUCUCCAAUCUGGAGAACCUGACCAGUCUGCAGCGGCUGCAGGGCGCCGAUGGCGGGGAGGGCGGGGCCGCCGGCGACUCCGCUGCCGGCCCGUCGGAGGUCCCGGUGUGCCAGGAGAAGCAGAUUCUGGUGAAUAUUUCCGUGCCUCAGGGAACGGGUGAUGAAACCUUUCAGUUGCCGAUGAACAGUGGUGAUUUGGUGCACGAAAUCCGGUUGGUGCUGAGUGAUCGGGAGUCGAGCUGUCACCGGACGUGCUACUCGCUGCAAGUGGACGGGACUUCCAUUGAUUUAUUUGCCGAGAUCAAGCAGUACGAGCAGAUUAAGGAUGGAUGCACGAUUCGUCUGGUGGAUGAGCCUUAUACGCCGCUGGAGGUGCGACGGCAUGUGCGGCAGUUCCUGGAUUUGCAGAAUCCCUUGGACAACGAAACGGCAUGCCGUAAUGAAGAAGGUCAAGCGCCGUCCUUCCUGAUUCAGGCUACCUUUGAAGUGGAAAAUAUCCAGCAAAAGCACGGUGCCAUUGAGAAUCCGGGCGUGUUUGAUCCGCCGGAAUAUUGCCGGGCGGAUGUCAGUGACGUCUCACUGGCCCAUCUCAUUCCCGGCGUGGAGGAGCGGCAGGCUAAAUGUCUGAAACGACUGGAACCAUCCGGCUGGAAUCCGCCGCAGGGUAAUCGCCGCAUGAAGGGCGAUCUGUACUAUUACUACGCGGAAACCCUGGAGGAAAAGAAAUUCCAUCUGACGGCCGGCGUGGCGGGCUUUUUUAUCAACAAAUCGACGGAAUCGGAGUUCAAUCCGGAAGCGGAAACCAAAGCCGUGUAUCAGACGUUGGUGGAUCUGUUCCGCGAUGUCAGUGCAGGGUUCAAGCGCAAUUACAACGCGCUGAUUAAACGCCGCUUCAAAGCCAUGCUGACGCCCUUUGCCCGGGUGGCACUCAGCCGACCAAACUACCUGUGGGUGGUGCCCAAAGUGAAGCCUACAUGGGAUUUCUUCCGCUGGGAAGAUUCUUUGCCACAGUCGGAAUUGUUCUGCUCAAAAGGAUACGAAGAUGUGAUCCCGUUUCAGUGUCGUGAUUGGAAUGAGGAACUGCAGACGUUUCGUGAUUUGCCGCAUAAUACGCCUCAGGAAAUUAACCAAAGAGAACGCUCACUGAUGCGAACGCAGUUUGACUUUAUCCAAAUGGCCGUCCGGGGCGCCAAGGGCGUGGUGGACGGGAGUAUUUCGCCGAUUAACCCGGCGGAUGAUUAUCGCAGUCAGCUGUUUAUCUGGAACAACAUCUUCUUCAGUUUGGGCUUCGAUGUCAAGGAUCAUUUUAAGGAUCUCGGCGGUGAUGCCGCGGCGCAUGCUGCUCCGAAUAAUGAUUUACUGGGCUUGAAGUUUUUGACGUUUAUUCCCUCGGAUGAGAAGCUGUACACGCUGGGCACCGCGGUCAUUGAUUAUCGCGGAUACCGGGUCACCGCGCAGACAAUCAUUCCAGGUAUUCUGGAGCGGGAACAGGAGAAUGCCGUUCAGUAUGGCUCCGUGGAUUUCGGUAAGACGGUGCAGUAUGAUGAGGAGUUCGCGAAGCGACUGCAGACGGUGGCCAAAUGGUUCCAUUUGGCACCGCAUAUGAUUCGCAGUGGAGACGGCAAAGAAAUGGAACUGACAACUUCCGUUGAAUUAAAGGGAAUCGUUGGUAAUGACAAGCGGCAUUACAUUCUGGAUUUGAUUCGUAUGUUCCCGCCGGAUAUCCAUUUUAUGGAUGGUGUCGCGACUGGCAAGGAUGUGUGUGAGGAAGCCCGCAGAGAAGGCUAUCCGCGGAAAUUCCCCCAUAAACUGCCGUCAUAUCGGCCGGAAUUGGUUGAUUCCUAUCUCAUGGAAAAACAGGAAGCUUAUGAAAUGCGCAUGAAUGCCCGAGCGCGACGGAAUCAGCGGAAGAAAGAGCUGCAGAGUGAAGAUGUGGUGGAGGACGCCGAGAACCGUCCCCCGGAGGCGGCCCCGGCUCCCCCGCCCGCCUCCCACCCCGAAACGGAGGCGGAGGACCCUGUGGAACCCGAGCCCAACAUCCGUUUCAAUCCGGACGUGUUCACACCAUCCGUGACGCAGGUGGACGCCAGCGGGACGGAGGUGGCGCAGCAGAAGGAGCAGAUUGUCAGUCUGGGCCGCUUCCUGCUGGCCCAGCAGAUCCCGGCGUUCGUGGCGGAGUUGACGCAGUUGCGCUACGAUCCCAUGCUGUCCGAGGGGAUCUUGGUGCGGCUGCGGAAUAAUUACGGGAUUAAUAUACGGUAUUUGGGACUGCUGGCGGACAAGUUGAAGGCGCGCGCGGAUUUGUCGUACCCACUGACGGUGAUUAUUGGGGAAUUAAUUGGCCGAUCAGCCAAACAUUUGUUCCGCCAGUACAGCCAGUCCGUGGGACAGCAGAAUUUGGCCGGGGCCGUCAGCCAUUUCCUCAAUUGCAUGUUCGGAUCCUGCCCGAGUCCGCAGGCCCCCACGCCGCAAAGUUUGGCCAACGUCCAGGUGCGGAAGCGGCGUGCCAAGAAGGGCGCCCAGGCCGAAGUGCACCGGCAGCAGUCCAUCGACUAUCGCAGUUUCACGCCCAAGACCCUGUGGUCGCGACUGAAGGCGGAUAUGGCCGAUUAUUACGGUUUUACGCUGGACGGUGAUUCCUGCGACACGGUGCUGGCGGCGUACAAUCUGCGGCGGGUGUUUUUACUGCGUCUGGUCUGCAAGAAGGUGGGCAUCCAGAUCGCGCAGAAGGACUACAAUUUCACCAAUAAACGGGCGCCGCCCUUCACCGAGGACGAUAUCGUCAAUUUGUUCCCGCUGGUCAAAUGCGUCAGUCCGUUGUUGAAAAUCAUUCACGAAGCACGGACACUGUCGGCGGCGGCCUUCAAGACGGGGAAUAUCCGCGGUGCUCUGGAUGUGCUGUCCGAGUGCCUAUCCAGUCAGAGUGUCAUCCAGGGCGGCAUUUCCAUGGAACUGGCGCUGCUGUAUUACGAAACGGCUCAGCUGCACUAUCUGUCGGAGGAAGUCGGCUUCGCUGUAUUGGAAAUGGAAAAGGCGUUGGUGUGUGCGGAACGAGCACGUGGGAUCGACGACGAGACCACGUUCCAGUAUACGCUGGUUUUGGCGGUGAUGCUGUAUCAUCAUGAGAACCCGUUACUAGGCCUACGUCUGGCCUAUCGCGCCCGCUACCUCCUCAAUCUGCUGAACCCGUCCACGGAAGCGCACGGCUUUCUCUUCCGCAUCGAUCUGUCCAUCGGCGUGAUGCUGCACGGGCUGCGCUACCACCAGCACUCGGUGGCCUUCCUCACCAGCGCCGUCCACGUGGCCGAGAAGCUGUACGGGCCCGAGCACCUGGAGACGGCGUUGGCGCACUACAUCCUGGCCCGCGACAAGGCCUGCCGCGGGGAAUUCCGCGAGGCUCUGCAGCACCAGAAAGUGGUGGUGGGCGUGUACAAGAAGAUCCUCGGCGAGACGGCCGUCAAGACGCUGGAGGCCUGCCAGAUCUAUGGCCAGCUGACGGAGCAGGGCGUCAAUUAUGCGCGACAGUUGAACGAGAUCCAGCGCAAGGGCGCCAAGGCCAUUACCUUCAUGCAGAACAGCUUUAUUUUGCCGCUGACCCACAUGUCCAUCUGCGAGAUCCUGUCCAUCAAGAACGACAUGCGCUACCGCGUGGCCAAUCUCACGCCGGGCCUGUACCUGUGCAGUUGCGCGCCCACCCCGGAAGCCGAUGUGCUCAACCAGGUGGCCGCCCUCCUCGUCAACUCUUCCAACAACGCCAACAACACUCCGGCCAUCACGGAGGAGAAAAGCGCGACGGCCGCCCUGGUCAAAACGCCGCAGGAAAACGGACACGAGUACGCGCCCUUAUCCACCGAGGAAUUGGACUAAAUUGUGCGUGAGGGAGGGGAUUUUAAUAGAUGUUUGCUGUGGUGGAUUGGUUGGGCGGGGUUAUGGCGUUCUUCUGACACAAAUGUUGUUGGUUUGUUUUACUUUGUUAUCGUGUUGGUGCGGCGGAAGAAGGGAGGAGGAGUGGAUUUGGUGAGAGGAUGGGCCGGAUGAGAGCGGACAGUGAGGAUGGUGGUUUCUUCGGUGUGUGGUGGAUUAUUUCGGCGGUGUGUGCGUGUGCGUGUUCCCUGUUUUUUUCUUCUUGUUAGCGUUUUUUUUCGAUGGGAAUGUGAGCGCUUUAAUAGUAAUGCACUUUGGAUGUGUGAUGGACGGCACCCCCCAGUUGUUUCUUUUUUUUCUAUUUGAUAGUAUUUUGCUCUGGGUUAAUAACUUAACUGAUCAGUUAAUAUUGGUCGCGCGGAUUGAUAAUAUUAUUGGGAUAAAAUUAAUGUGGUUCGUA